Messenger RNA from Musa acuminata AAA Group (dessert banana), 834 nucleotides. Its product is annotated as CASP-like protein 4C1. The coding region runs from base 198 to 731 and encodes 177 amino acids. The transcript has 3 exons. The record is from RefSeq and is a predicted model, not a curated record. Lineage: Eukaryota; Viridiplantae; Streptophyta; Magnoliopsida; Zingiberales; Musaceae.
ACUCGGCCAGUCUCCAUCAAACCUCAACCCACGCACUCAUCCUCCACCGAAGAGAAGGUGAAGGGCAACGUCGAACGCUCCCUUUCUCCUCUCGUGAUCCUCCAACCGCACUCCUUCAAUGAGAACAACUACAACAGCGGCACCACCCACCCACCUUUCUGUUCUCAUGAGUACUCGUCACCUCCUCCUCCGCUGCCAUGCCAUCUCCACCCCACAACGGCGGCGGUGACGCCCAUCCUCCCCAACGCCGCCGCCACAUCAACUUGCUCAUCUUGCUCCUCCGCCUCGUCACCUUCGGCUUCUCCCUGGCCGCGGCCAUCUCCAUCGUCACCAAUUCCUCCCCCUCCUGGCUCCGCUUCCAAUCCUUCCGGUUCGUCUUCGCCGCGAACGUGAUCGUGGCCGCCUACUCCCUCUUCGAGAUGUGCGCCUCCGUCCACGAGAUCCUCAAGGGCGCCACCAUCUUCCCGGAGCCCAUGCAACUCUGCUUCGACUUCACCCACGACCAGGUGUUCGCGUACAUGGUGGUGGCGGCCGGCGCAGCAGGGGCUGCGGACGCGCGGCGGCUGAGGGCGGGGGGAGCGUGCGCGGCGGAGGGCGGCUUCUGCGUACUGGCGGACGUGGCGGUGGCGCUGGGGUUGGCGGGGUUCGCGUUUCUGGCGCUCGCGUCGCUCGUUUCCGGGUUCCGGCUCGCCUGCUACGUCACCACCGGCUCCGGUCUCCACAUCUGGUAGCAACUUAAUCCUAAUUGCAUAAUUAGCAGCAUUAAGAAUGAUGUCAAAAUAUUUGUGCUCUCUCUUGAAAUGUCGACCUUAAUGAAAAGCAAGGCUUGUGUUA